AUGGCAGUGCUUCUUCUUCUCACUCUCCUGUCUCUCUCCUCCCCAAUCCUUUCCCUCUCAAAAUCUAUAAACAUCGACUGUGGAGCAUCAGAAUCCUACUUGGACUCCGACAAAGUAAAAUUAUGGGCCGGAGACAAAGGCUUCACCACCACCGGUAAGUCAUUCGGAAAUAGUCUAAAGAAUCCGCUCAACACCCUCCGGUUCUUCCCCUCAGGUAAUAAAAAUUGCUACAGCAACAUUCCGGUGACAAAAAGCCGUAAAACACUCGUUAGAACAUUGUUUUUCUACGGGAACUACGACGAUCGUUCCUCGGCGCCCUCUUUCGACGUUGUUUACGACGGGAAACACCGUGACAAUGUUGUAUUUACUAAUGUGUCGCAGCUCAAUAAUAGGGCGAUUUUUAUAUCGGAGGUGAUAUAUUUUCCGGCCAGUGAGGAUAUCAGCGUUUGCCUCAUCCGUACGUCUAAGUCAGAUGUUCCUUUUAUAUCUUCCAUUGAAGUUUACGGUUUGGAUGCUGACAUGUACGACGGUGUUGGACCUGACGAAGGUCUCCUCCGCAGAAAUCUAGAUCUGUAUGGUUUCAAAAACGUUAAAAGGGACACAUUCGGUAGGUUAUGGUUCCCGUUAGAGCCCAACGACACAGGAUACACCGAGUUAAAAACCUUAGCCCCAUCGAUUGACAUCACCGGGGUCCCCAAUAAACCCCCCGCAAAUGUUAGGCUUUGUCGCAAGAUACCAUAA
Molecule: messenger RNA, 741 nt
Organism: Brassica napus (rape)
Lineage: Eukaryota; Viridiplantae; Streptophyta; Magnoliopsida; Brassicales; Brassicaceae
Exons: 3
Coding region: 1-741 (246 amino acids)
Source: RefSeq, a predicted model, not a curated record